CAGGAUAGCAAAAGAUGGAGAGCAGAGAAAGUCAGGAGAGCGCUCCUAGGGGAGCCUCCACAGACACAGAUGACAGGAAAUGACCCACCCCUGUGGUCACUUACUCCAAAGGCACAGACCUUCAACGUGCUCGUCGUGGAAUGGAUGAGGCUGCAGAGACCCAGCCACCGCGCCCUUCGUUUUGCCCUGAGAAAGGAGAAGAAAUGAAAGUAGGGGGUGUUUCCAUCACUCCGCAGAAGGAGUGUGCCUGGGUUGGGAUCUGCCGGGAUGGAAGGCUGCUGACUGCAACUCUCCUGCUGGCCCUGUUGUCCAGCAGCCUCACGGUGAUGUCCUUGUACCGGUUUGCUGCCCUGCAAGCUGACCUGAUGAGCCUGCGCGCGGAAUUGCAGCGCUACCGGGCUGCAGCAGCAUCGGCCGCCCCAGGGGCUCCAGGGGCCCCCGCAGGUGCCAAACUCCUGGCACCGGCAGCUGCGCGAGCCCACAACUCCAGCUUCGGCCACAGGAACAGACGCGGUUUCGAGAAUCCGGAGGAAACAGUCACUCAAGACUGUCUGCAACUGAUUGCAGACAGUGCCACGCCGACCAUACGAAAAGGAUCUUACACAUUUGUUCCAUGGCUUCUCAGCUUUAAAAGAGGAAGCGCACUGGAGGAGAGAGAGAACAAGAUCGUGGUGAAGCAAACGGGUUACUUCUUCAUCUACAGCCAGGUUCUAUACACAGAUACCAUCUUUGCCAUGGGGCAUCUCAUCCAGAGGAAAAAAGUGCACGUCUUUGGGGAUGAGCUGAGCCUGGUGACCCUGUUCCGAUGUAUUCAGAAUAUGCCAAGAACACUACCCAACAAUUCCUGCUACUCAGCUGGCAUAGCGAGAUUGGAAGAAGGAGACGAGAUUCAGCUCGCGAUACCUCGAGAGAACGCGCAGAUCUCCAGAGACGGAGAUGGCACCUUCUUUGGGGCCCUAAAAUUGCUGUGACCCCCACUUCCUGGACUGCGACCCCUUCCCUCCUUUCUCCUGGACCUCCACGAGAAAAAUGAACAGCUGGAAAUAUCAAAAGACGGGGAAGUCACCGCCCAAACUUUCCUUGGGAGCAGUUUAGUUUGCGUGAUUCACUGAAACUGGUCCAAAACAGGAGAUUUAACGGACAACCACGACCAAAACUUAUCAUGUGGGUUACGAGAAAUGUAGUCCGUAGUCCGGUAGUCGUAAAGAGGACCCGAAAGGCUGCGCUCUGCAGUCUGUGUCAACACGGCAAACGCCCUUGCUCCUCAUCUUGGGAAACACACAGUUCAGAAAGCAGGAAGAUUUCCUCAGAAGAGGACUUUCGGACUCCGCAGUGAGAAGAGGGUUCAUUCGUAUCUGUAGUCACUGAAACAUUCCUGCAAAGUCUCAGGAUUUAUCUUUCUUUUCACAUUAAAUAGACUCUUCUUUUUUCUAGUUAAUACUAGGGAAAUUUUUGCUUGUUUGUUUGUUUUUUAAAUCUAGGUGUCUUGAACUAGUCAUAGACAAAAAUGCUUAGAGGUUCAACUUUGGACAUUUUAAAAUAAACUUAAUUUAAAAUGUUUAAACUUCAAAUAAUUGAAAAAAAAACUUCAAAUAAUUGGAUAGAAAAGCGCUGACUAUUGAGGUUUUCCUGGUUUAGGUCAAGUGUGCUAUUGUUUCUCAAACCUUAUUGACGUCUUUUUCACGGGAGAAAGGCAUCCUCUCAUUUUGGAUCACAUGUGUAUUUUGUAAUAACCCUCAGUUGCUUUGUAAAACGUUAUCGCAGACACCAUCUGAUGAGCACACAGAACCCAUAAUGCAAACCUGUGCUCACUCUCAGCAAACCCCACGUCGAGGACACCUAAUGCGAAACUGCAGUCACGCCCACCAAACCCUCACGUCGAGGCCGCAUCUGUAGCAGAGGAAUGAAUGCACUGUGCCCGUGUCCAGUCUCAUUGCAUGCUGCCACUGCUGCUGCUACUGCUGCUGCAGUUCUUGCGAUGCAGCCCUGCAGGAAGAUCUGCCUUGUUUGCUCUGUAAUCAUUGAGGUUUAAGCAGAGUUCAUAGCAUCGGGCUUCAUACAAGGCACAUACAUGCUCCCAUGAUAACUGUGCCUCAGGGGGGUUCCUCACAGAGAAUUGCACUUCACAGAGCUGCACAUGCGUCUCUCGUGGCGUCUGCUUCCUGUGUGUUAGGUCUUGUGUGUCAUUAGUUGCUCCCACUGGAUGCUUCGCUUCACUAAAGAGGAAAUGGAAGAAGAGACAUCUAUUUCCCCAUCGACCUUAAAAUAGUGUAAAGAUGACCUUGACACAACACAGGAAACAAUUCGAAUCUGUAUCACAAAUCUAAUGUUGCUUAACUCUCCGUUUUCUGUAUCUUUUGUUUUGGGAGUUCAAGUGAGAUGAACUUGGAAGUUUAUUUUGUUUUAUAAAACAGUAAUUAGAAAGCAGAAGUGGUCGGUGGGAAGGGCAUUGAUUCAGAGGAAUGGCUAGCGAUUUCCAUGGCGUUGCUGCUUAGGUUGAUUGCCAAAUAA
Molecule: messenger RNA, 2511 nt
Organism: Microtus oregoni (creeping vole)
Lineage: Eukaryota; Metazoa; Chordata; Mammalia; Rodentia; Cricetidae
Gene: Tnfsf13b
Product: TNF superfamily member 13b
Exons: 6
Coding region: 141-971 (276 amino acids)
Biological process (GO): immune response
Cellular component (GO): membrane
Molecular function (GO): receptor ligand activity; tumor necrosis factor receptor binding
Source: RefSeq, a predicted model, not a curated record